UCGCUUAGAAUUAACAUAACAGAUCAGUCGUGUACAUUUCGACAUUCGAGAAUAACGGGUUUGAAGAACAAAUGAGUAUAGUCUUCAAGCUCGGAUCCAAGUUCAGCGAUAGACACUAACGAACCAAUAGUCACGGUUCUGCCUGCACCGCGGAGAGGGUCCAAAAGAGAACGGAGCGGCGUACUGUGAGAGACGUAACGAGCAGUCGCCAGCUGGUAGCCGGUCUACGUGGAUCGAGUAGUCACGAGCUAGAGAGAGUGUGUAUCUUUUUUUCUUUCGCACGUAUGGAGACGUGCGCACACAAAGAACGAUCAGAGCGAUAAACGCGUGCCGCUUGGCUGGCAGACGUUCGAGAAGAGGAAGCAACCGCCUCAAAUAAUACCACGAUGAAUAACUAUUGUCAUUGACGAACGAGUCAAUAUCGAAACAAACGUUUCGAUUAAACGACGUUUAAACAAGUUUUCUACGUUACGCUACGCUCUGAUGAGAGCGUGUCUUUGGCAGGAUGUCGUCGGUGUUUUCGAAAUUAAUCGACAAGACAUCUACCAAAUACGGCAUCGGACAAGAACAGCUGAUUCGUGGUAUAGUUGGAGUUGCAACUACGUUUUAUCUCAUCAAGAUCGGUUAUCCUUUAGUGAAGUUUGGUAUAAAGCAGUAUCAAAAGAGAAAAAAAGAAACUGAAAAUAUCGUUCAAGUAUCAAACCGGCGUAAAAAUGAUGUCAGUCAUAUUAAAAUUAAUAAAUCGACUGGCAAGGCAACGAAAUCAAGCGUGGGUUUGGAUCGAGAAUUCAUUAAACAGCUGAUCGCAUUACUGAAGAUCAUGGUUCCCGGAUGGCAAACGCGUGAAGCAGGAUUAUUGACUUGUGCCACUCUAACAUUAUUAGCUAGGACGUUUUUGUCAAUUUAUGUAGCCACUUUGGAAGGUCAAAUUGUGAAAAGAAUCGUGCUGCGGGAUGUUCGAGGAUUUUCCUUGAUGCUUGCGAGAUGGUUUGCUAUUGCUUUUCCCGCGACAUUCGUUAAUUCGGCUAUUCGAUACCUAGAAGGUCGAUUGGCUCUUAGUUUUAGAGGACGCCUGGUGGAGCAUGCUUAUAAAAUGUAUUUAAGUCAACAGACUUACUAUAGAGUAGCUGCAUUAGACACUAGACUAGGAGGUGCAGAACAAAGACUGACAGAUGAUUUAUCUGAACUGGCUAGUUCUGUAGCACAUUUAUAUUCAAGUUUAACCAAACCAUUAUUAGACUGUGCACUAGUGUGUAUUGCACUUAUCUCAUUCUCUUCCAAGAUGGGAGCAAAAAGAAUAUAUGGACCAUUAUUAUCAUGCGUAGUAAUUGCUUUAACUGGACAAAUUCUACGUUUAGCUUCUCCUAAAUUUGGCCAAUUAGUAGCUGAAGAAGCAUCAAAACGUGGAACAUUGAGAGAAGCACAUGCACGCAUCAGUGCUCAUGCGGAAGAGAUUGCAUUUUAUGGAGGUCACUAUACAGAGCAUCGAUACUUGACUACUGCUUAUAAAUCUCUAGUUUCACAUUUAAGAAGAGUAUUAGCCCUCAAAUUUUGGUAUGUCAUGUUGGAACAAUUACUCAUGAAAUAUGUAUGGUCUGGCACUGGACUUUUAGUUAUUGCCAUGCCUCUUCUUUACACUACAGUCACAUUGGGAAGUACAGCUUUAAAAGCUGAUGGUGAUGAUGGUGUAAGUGAAAGAACUAGAUAUUUAACAACCUCUAAAAAUCUUUUGAGUUCUGGAGCAGAUGCCGUAGAAAGACUUAUGUCAUCUUACAAAGAAUUAGUAGCUUUAGCAGGAUAUGCAGCAAGAGUUAGUGAAAUGUUAGAUGUAUUUAAAGAUGCUGCAUUAUGUAAAUACAGAAGAAAUAUUGUUAGUAGUCCAUCAAAAAUGUCAAAUGGUACAACUAAUCUUGCUUUAGAGAAUAUAAUUGAAUUAAAGGAUGGUGCACCGGUAAUAAAAGGAAUUAUGCGUGAGAGUACAGAUGGCAGUAUAAGCUUAAUAGAUGUACCAAUAGUUACACCAAAUUGUGAAAUCAUAGUACCUAGACUAACUAUUCAUAUAAAACCUGGAGAUCAUAUAUUAAUUACUGGUCCCAAUGGUUGUGGAAAAAGUUCCCUGUUUCGUAUAAUUUCUGGUUUAUGGCCAGUGUAUGGAGGCACUUUGAUAAGACCAGCAGAAAGUUAUUUUGCUCAACGAGAAAGACCCGCUUUAUUUUAUAUUCCUCAAAAACCUUAUAUGACCGUUGGUUGCUUGAGAGACCAAAUCAUAUAUCCUUCAGAAUCACAAACAAAAAAAUGCUCCGAUCAAGAACUUCUUAAAUUGUUAGAAGAAGUCGAUUUACGAAGUCUUGCAGAAAGAGAAACGGAUGGACUUGAUGCUUUUGGCGAUUGGGAUUCCACGUUAUCCGGUGGUGAAAAACAAAGACUUGCAAUGACGCGUUUAUUCUAUCACGCGCCACAAUAUGCACUAUUAGACGAAUGCACUAGUGCUGUAAGCCUUGAGGCAGAAGCAGUGAUUUACGAAACUGCUAAAAAGAAAGGCAUAACAUUAUUAACUAUCACACAUCGGGUGGCAUCUCUUGCGAAAUAUCAUAAAUUAUUAUUACGCUUCGAUGGAGAAGGUGGUUGGACUUUUGGUCCUUUAGACGAGGAAAAUACAACACAUUUAAUAAAUCAAACUUAUACACAAACUGAACAACAUGAAGUGAAAGGAGGGCACUAUCAGAUAUUACACGAACUCCAUGAUAUUCAUAAAGAGGACACAAAGAUUGGAAUCAGUUGAAUGACAAAUAUUUUGUAUUAUUCUAGUGAAUUUAUGUAGAAACAUGUGUGAUUGUAAAUAGAUCAUUCUUGUACAGUGGUUCACUAUGGUUUUUAAAAACAUUCUAUUUUUGUAUGAGCAAAUAUUGCUAUUUAAUAAUAACAUGAAUAAAUAUUAUUUGAAUAUUCAUA
Molecule: messenger RNA, 2952 nt
Organism: Apis mellifera (honey bee)
Lineage: Eukaryota; Metazoa; Arthropoda; Insecta; Hymenoptera; Apidae
Gene: ABCD
Product: ATP-binding cassette sub-family D member 1
Exons: 8
Coding region: 506-2782 (758 amino acids)
Biological process (GO): fatty acid beta-oxidation; very long-chain fatty acid catabolic process; peroxisome organization
Cellular component (GO): peroxisomal membrane
Molecular function (GO): ABC-type transporter activity; ATP binding; long-chain fatty acid transmembrane transporter activity
Source: RefSeq, a predicted model, not a curated record